Molecule: messenger RNA, 1396 nt
Organism: Poecilia latipinna (sailfin molly)
Lineage: Eukaryota; Metazoa; Chordata; Actinopteri; Cyprinodontiformes; Poeciliidae
Product: arrestin domain-containing protein 3-like
Exons: 7
Coding region: 85-1227 (380 amino acids)
Biological process (GO): protein transport
Cellular component (GO): plasma membrane; cytoplasm
Source: RefSeq, a predicted model, not a curated record
CCUACUGUAGGUGGAGAGAGACGCCUGCUUUUAGUGUCAGGUUUCCUCACCUGCUGUCGACCUCGGUGCGUAAAUCCUGUCAGGAUGUCGUCGACAAUAAAGAAGGUAGAAAUCACUUAUAACUCCAUCAAUGCCAGCAAUACUUUUACAAACGGAGACAUUGUUUCUGGUCAAGUUUCUGUGGAAGCGGCCAAGGAUUGCCAGAUCAGCUCCUUCUACAUCAAGUUUAAGGGGAAAGCUGACGUCUUUUGGACGGAGACCUAUGGUCAGAACACUUAUUCGUACCACGCCAAAGAUAAAUACUUCAGCGUGCGGCAGUACUUCAUCAGAGACCCAAACAGCAAGGAUGACCAGAAAUCCUUGAUUGCACACCAAAGUGGAGAAACUUACUCCAACGUUGUGCCUCCAGGUAUCCAUGUGUAUCCAUUCUCCUUUCAAUUCCCUCUCCAGAAUAUUCCCUCCACCUUUAAAGGUGCAGACGGUAAAAUUGUGUACUUGCUGGAGGCUGUUCUGAGCAGGUCGAUGAAGAUGGACAGCAAAGAAUCAACCAUGAUCAACUUUGUGGCAAAAGGAGACCUGAACCCAGUUCCUGGAUUAAUGGAACCCCAACAUGAAACUAUGGAUAAGAAAAUGAAACUUUUCACCUCAGGAACUGUUGCCAUGGAUGUAAAUCUUGAAAAGUCAGGCUUUUUCCAAGGGGAAGGAUUAAAAGUUAAGGCCUUCAUUAAGAACGAUUCAUCUCGUGAGAUCAAGCCCAAAUACUGCAUAUACCGGAAGCACAGCUUCUUUGCCCGGGGAAGGAGAAGAGUUCACACAAAAGACCUCAUUAAAGAGGUUGGAAGACCCAUCCCUCCUAAAGCCUCAGAAAACGUCACACAGGUCAUCGCCAUUCCUCAGGAUGUGGAGCCCUCCAUCCUCAACUGCAGCAUCAUCAAAGCAGAGCACAGACUCAGGGUCUACCUUAAUGUGAAAUACGCUUCAGACCCAGAGAUCAAAUUUGACAUCAUCAUCCUGCCGGCCCAUCAGGUCCCUGCUGUGGCAACAGCACCAACAGCUGCUUCUGACUUUGGAAUCGGACCAUUUGGGAGCUAUGGAAAUCCAAACCCUCCCGUAUGGGGCUUUGGACCCCAACAACCACCACCGGCAUAUCAACCUGCUGGUCCUCCUCCUCCUUAUGGGGCACAUGGAAUGUACCCUCCUCUGAAUGAAUUUGAUCAUAAAUAUUAAACACCUUUACUGUUGCUUCUAAAGAGGAGAAAGAUAAAACCAAAAAUGUAUAGCAAUUUUAUGUAAACAGAACAUUUAUCACUGAUUCUCUGUGCUUUCAAUUUAUAUUUGGAUAAAAAUGUAAACUGCAGAGUGCCAUGUCUUAUAAUAAAUGUCUUUCUAAUAGUAA